AUGUCCUACUCAGGGAAAGCUCGCAAAACUCCUGACGAACCGCUACUUGCUGCGUCUAUUUUCAACACUACAGAACUGAACUAUCGGGAACUAACGAAAUGGAACCUAGAUAGUUGUGUUUUCGGUUUCAACGAAGAUCUCUUGAAGGAGAAGGGUAAUGCGGCCGCGGCAUCGAAUGCGACGCCCAAAAGUGGUCAAACAGCAUCGGUACGAGCCAACCGAAGGCGUCCAACAUAUUCCGCCAAGUGUCUGAAGGUAGUUUCGGAUGAAGGUUCAGUCGACUCCUCCAGUGAUACCGACGACGAAACGGCUACCGCUAAGGAUAUACGCCGAAACAAGAUCUUGCAAUACCGCAAGGCGCUGACAAAAAUAGUAAAAGUUAAAACUGCCAUAUUCCACGAGAAGGUCAGAGUUACGUGCAGUAAGGAUGGUAAAUGUAUUGAAUGGUACAAAGUUAAGGCACCAGAAGACGAUGAAAAUAAACGGCAACUCAUUGGGACGCUUCCUGUUUCAAAAAUAACUAAUUUCAAAACAAAGGUAGACAACCUGAAAUAUUUGGAAAUAUCAGCCGGUAACAAUUCUUACCUUUUCAUGUUCAAGACCAGAGACGAACGGGAGCAGUGGCAAACAGAUUUUGACCGUUUUGUCAAGUUUAUGAAGAUGAUAUAA
Babesia sp. Xinjiang is the source of this 669-nucleotide messenger RNA. RefSeq lists its product as uncharacterized. Bases 1 to 669 code for a protein of 222 amino acids. The record is from RefSeq and is a predicted model, not a curated record. The transcript is spliced from 4 exons. NCBI's taxonomy places the organism in Eukaryota, Apicomplexa, Aconoidasida, Piroplasmida, Babesiidae.